This is a messenger RNA of Salvia miltiorrhiza (redroot sage), 1305 nucleotides long. Its product is annotated as sphingolipid delta(4)-desaturase DES1-like. Gene Ontology annotation, molecular function: sphingolipid delta-4 desaturase activity. The transcript is spliced from 2 exons. Gene Ontology annotation, biological process: ceramide biosynthetic process. The record is from RefSeq and is a predicted model, not a curated record. Lineage: Eukaryota; Viridiplantae; Streptophyta; Magnoliopsida; Lamiales; Lamiaceae. Gene Ontology annotation, cellular component: membrane. Bases 111 to 1103 code for a protein of 330 amino acids.
AAUCCCCUUGGAACCCACAAACAAAAAUCUGUUUCCGGAAAAAAGAAAAAAAACAACACAAGAGGUGGUGGGGAGAGAGUCCAAAGCAGCGAGGAGAGGAGAAAAGAAGAAUGGGAUACCAAAGCGGAGAAGAAGAAGAGGGAGUCAUGGCUACUGACUUUUUCUGGUCUUACACAGACGAGCCACAUGCCUCCCGCAGAAAAAUCAUCCUCUCCAAAUACCCUCAAAUAAAACAACUCUUUGGCCCCGACCCCUUUGCUUCCCUCCAGAUUGCUGCGGUUGUAUUGAUUCAACUAUGGACCGCAGCUUUCCUCAGCAAUGCAUCAUGGUUGAACAUCCUAAUCGUAGCUUACUUCUUUGGCUCUUUUCUCAACAACAAUCUCUUCUUAGCCAUCCACGAACUCAGCCACAACUUAGCCUUCAGCACCCCCCAUUACAACCGAUGGCUCGGCAUAUUCGCUAACCUCCCCAUCGGUGUGCCAAUGUCCGUCACCUUCCAAAAGUACCACCUCGAGCACCACCGGUAUCAGGGCGUGGACGGCGUCGACAUGGACAUUCCCAGCAAAACUGAGGCCUUUCUCGUUCGAAACGCCUUCACCAAAUCAAUCUGGGUGAUGCUGCAGCUCUUCUUCUACGCCCUUCGCCCUCUGUUUCUGAAACCCAAGCCCCCGGGGCUGUGGGAGUUUGUCAACUUGAUUGUGCAAGUAGGGCUGGAUGUUGGCAUGGUGUAUGUGUGGGGGUGGAAGGCAUUGGGUUAUCUGAUACUGUCUACAUUUGUUGGGGGUGGGAUGCACCCCAUGGCUGGCCACUUCAUCUCCGAACACUACGUUUUCAACCGGGAUCAAGAGACGUAUUCGUAUUACGGCCCUCUGAAUCUCAUGACAUGGAACGUGGGCUACCAUAACGAGCACCAUGACUUCCCAAGGAUCCCCGGGAAGAAGCUUCAUAGGUUGAGGGAGAUUGCACCAGAGUAUUAUGAUACCUUGGAUUCCUAUAAGUCUUGGAGUCAGGUCAUCUACAUGUACAUUAUGGACACGGCUGUCGGCCCGUAUAGCCGGAUGAAGAGAAGCCUAUCGGUGAAGACCAACACCAAAUCUCACUAGCUUGGAACUACUCAUAUGCUUUGAUGAGAUAUGUGGUCGUUUUGUUUUAGCUCUCAUUCUUUUAAGUUUCUUUGGAGGAUUAGUGUUUGUUUAGCUUUUUAGUCGUUUGUGUUGAGAGACAGAAUGAGUCGGUGGAGAAAUGUUUCCCCAGCCCGGCCUCCAUUAAUCUUGAAUACAUACAUAUACUUGAUUUCGAUCUCAA